GUCCCAUGUGUUCGAUACUCUUUUCCUUGUUUUCUCAUCAUUUCCUCCCGUUUUUCUUCCUGCGUCUCUUCCAUCACUUGUAGUCUCUAAAUUUUGUGUUUUUUGAACUUAUCUACGUAUAAACUUGAACUUUUCUUAAUCACGUCAAGGAAUUCUGUUCAUUUCAAAAAUUUUAUUCUCAAAAAUGUCAUUUGUCAGAAGGCUGCUUCCAGUAGUCACUGCUACUAUAUCAAGAAGAGGAAUAAUGACAACAGUGCCGUUGAAAUCAGAGUUCAAGAAAGUGAACAAUUUUCAAGAAAUUGCUCACAAAUUUUUCGAUUUCACCGAGCUCAAAAAGGAUUCCUUCAGUCCAUCAACAUUAUCAAAUGGUCGUCAAGCUCAUCAUGGAGCUGCAUACGGUGGACUUAUAUUCUCCCAAGCUCUGGCAGCAGCCGAGAAAACUGUAGAUGAGCAAUUCAAACCACAUUCUAUGCAUUCGUAUUUUAUUCUUAAUGUCGACACAAAGGAGCCCAUCAGUUAUAAUGUUCGCCGCAUCCGGGAUGGUCGAUCAUUCAUCACUAGAACUGUUGAAGCUGUUCAAAAGGAUAAAGUGUGUUUCGUUCUUCAAUGCUCAUUUCACGUGGAAGAGAAGAGCUCAAUCAUCCAUCAAUCAGAAAUGCCAAAAGUACCGGAGCCAGAAGUUCUGAUGAGCAUGCGAGACGCAGUUCCAUACAUGAAGGAACUUGUUGAAAAGGGAGAAGUGACUCCACCACCAGCAAUGCUUGCGAGACUUCAAUCAUACGAUUCAAAAGUUUAUUCUGAUGAUCAAGAUCUUUUUGAAAUGAGAUGCACGAAUUUGGGUAAUUAUUAUGGAUUUGCCAGUGAUAAGAAACCGGAACUUUAUUUUUGGAUGAGAGCACGAGGCGAUUUGAGCAAUGAUGAACGAUUCCACAGAUGGCUGAUCGCUUACAACAGUGAUUCACUUCUUGUCUCAACAGCUGUGAGCCCACAUUAUACCACUGGCUUCUGCUCUUCGAUGCUCUUCUCGCUUGAUCAUUGUGUAUGGUUCCAUAGAUCAGAAGUUAAAGCAGAUGAAUGGCUUCUGUUUGAGUGCAAAUCACGCAUUGCAUCUGGAUCGCGAGCAACAAUUGAAGGAAGAAUUUGGAGAAGAGAUGGUGUUUUAAUUGCAAGCUGUCAGCAGGAAGCACUUGUUAGAAGUAAAUCUGAUGAACCGUCAAAGUUGUGAAGAAGGCGAUGCUUAUGUGAAUAUCCAAUCAAUUAUUUUAUUUUUUAAACCUUUGUGUGUCGGGUUUAUUUUAUUAAAAAUUGUAUAGCACUGGUUUAUUAGAGAUUCCCAUUAGAUUUUGAUGUUUCUAAACAGUUUUGAAACGCAUUAAUGAAAUGUAUCUUUCGUUGUUUUGUUUAAUACACUUUUAGUCAUUUUAAACAUUUUUUUGAACCGCUAGUCAAAAAUAUACAAAA
Molecule: messenger RNA, 1461 nt
Organism: Caenorhabditis elegans
Lineage: Eukaryota; Metazoa; Nematoda; Chromadorea; Rhabditida; Rhabditidae
Gene: C17C3.1
Product: Acyl-coenzyme A thioesterase 8
Exons: 5
Coding region: 185-1225 (346 amino acids)
Biological process (GO): acyl-CoA metabolic process
Molecular function (GO): fatty acyl-CoA hydrolase activity
Source: RefSeq, marked reviewed